Messenger RNA from Penicillium diatomitis, 1014 nucleotides. RefSeq names its product SGNH/GDSL hydrolase family protein. Gene Ontology annotation, molecular function: hydrolase activity, acting on ester bonds. Bases 1 to 1014 code for a protein of 337 amino acids. The record is from RefSeq and is a predicted model, not a curated record. The transcript is spliced from 3 exons. NCBI's taxonomy places the organism in Eukaryota, Fungi, Ascomycota, Eurotiomycetes, Eurotiales, Aspergillaceae.
AUGAAACAUCGGCUCACCGUGGCACAAGCCGUGGCUUGCUUAGGGCUGCUGGCUCAUUGCGGUCUUGCAAUUCCAUUCUUCACAUCUAAACAUAUCCCGCCGGUGGUCAUUUUCGGGGAUAGCUACACCGAUCAAAGAGUAUAUCAGUAUCGGCCGAAUUCGAAUGGAAUAGUCGCGGUGCCGGGGAAUGUCACCUCCACAGGCGGACGCGUCUGGCCCGAGUACGUUCAUCAAUACUCUGGAGCAACAGUCUACGACUAUGCCGUGUCCGGCGCAGUCUGCGAUUCCGUCUUUGCUUCCUCGCCUCGAAACGGAGUGAAACAAGCUCAGAUUCCCGCUUUCCUGGCCGAUCAAGACUACUUUCGCUCUCGUGACCCGAAGCAGGUCCUGCGAUCCAACCAUGAGGCCGUUUAUGCGAUCUGGAUCGGGACAAAUGAUAUUGGCAAUGGAGUGUUCUUCACCGACUCGCAGCCCGCAGGAUUACCCUUGUCCAGCUAUGUCGACUGCGUCUUUGAGCAACUCGAUCGACUGCAUGCUGUCGGAGCGCGACGAUUUGUGCUCAUGAACAUUGCUCCUUUGGAAUUGACUCCGCAAUAUGCCACACCCGAGAAUGGCGGUCUCGCUCGACCCAGAUACUGGCCGGAGAAGACUCAAUACAAUUCUAAUCUCACUCAGAUCAGUGAGAAAAUGAGGCAAUAUAGCACGCUUGUCAACGACAUCUACAAGUUCCAGAUCCCAUAUGAGCUAAAGAUCCAUCGCAGAUACAAGGGAAGUCACUUUGCCCUGUUUGACGUGCACUCGCUGAUGUCGGACAUUUGGCAUAACCCGUCGGCUUACCUGAAUGGAUCCGCACCACUGAAUGUCACGGGCAUGGCUGCCGACACGCCGUCGAAAGACUGGGAUAGCUAUUUGUGGUACGAUGAGCUGCAUCCAAGCGAGCAGACAGACCGAGUCAUUGCAAGGGAAUUUGUUGAUGUUUUGACUGGCAAGAGUAAAUGGACGACAUAUUGGUAG